GGAGGAAGAAAAAGACGUAGAAAAAAAAAAGAAAUCCGCUGAAAAAGAUCCUUCCCUUUUUUCCGAAGAAAAAGGUAUUUUGGAAAAAGAAUUGGACUUGAAGGUAAAUGAACCAGACUUGGAAGGGUCUGAUUCCGAAUUGGAAAUCCUUGAAAAAAAUGAAAAUAAAGAACAUAUUGUGGCUCUUCUUUUUGAUUAUAAAAGAUGGACUCGCCCAUUUCGUUACAUAAAAAAUAAUAGACUUGAACAAGCUGUAAGAAACGAAAUGGCACAAUAUUUCUUUGACAUACAUAAAAGUGAUGGAAAAGAUAGAAUAUCUUUUACCCAUCCGAUAAGUUUAUCAACGUUUUUUCAAAUAAUCAAAACAAAGAUACCCCUUUUGUCACUAGAAAAAGAUAUUUCUAAUACAUUGGACAAUUUUUUGGGUUUCUAGAAACAAACAAAAAUUAAAUUCUAUAAAAAUUGAUUUGCUAAAUCGAAUUAAAAAUCUUGACAAACCAGUAGCAGUUCCAAUAAUCGAAAUUGAAACAAACAAAACGCGAUUAUGUAUACACAAUGAUGAGACUAGAAAAGAAUACUUACCAGAAAAGUAUGAUCCCUUGUUAAAUGGGCCUUCCCGCGGAAGAAUAAAAAAAGAUAUCACGUCGAUAAACGAUACUUCGAUCAAAAAGUUGAGAGAGAAGGUUAUGCUAAAUAGACUUCAUGCUUUAUUGUUGAUGUCUACUUUUGAAAAAAAGGAAAAAAAACCAUUACAAGUUGGUGAGUUCUCAACUUUAUCAUCAAGUUUCAAUUUAACGGAUUCAGAACAACUAACAAAAUUUUUAGUAAAUGCAAUUGAGACAGACGAUAAAAAAUCUUCUGCAAUAGAAAAAAUAGGUAAAGAAGAAAUUGGUAAAAAAGUCCCCCGAUGGUCAUACAAAUUAAUAACUGAAUUGGAACAAAUAUCGUAUUUUACAAAUCCACCAGAUGAUCAUGAUAUUCGUUCAAGAAAAGGGAUCAGUGUAUUAAUUUUUGAAGAACCUAAGACUCUCAAAGAU
This is a messenger RNA of Cuscuta europaea, 1037 nucleotides long. NCBI's taxonomy places the organism in Eukaryota, Viridiplantae, Streptophyta, Magnoliopsida, Solanales, Convolvulaceae. The record is from the annotation of a GenBank genome assembly.